Molecule: messenger RNA, 3283 nt
Organism: Labeo rohita (rohu)
Lineage: Eukaryota; Metazoa; Chordata; Actinopteri; Cypriniformes; Cyprinidae
Gene: gja8a
Product: gap junction protein alpha 8 paralog a
Exons: 2
Coding region: 388-2544 (718 amino acids)
Biological process (GO): cell communication
Cellular component (GO): connexin complex
Source: RefSeq, a predicted model, not a curated record
GUAUGUCAUGAUGAAGUAGACCAUUGCUGUGGGCCUCAUACCCCAAUUUUAUUUUAUUUUUUUUAACGUGUACUUUUGGUUUGGGCCUGUGGAUGGUGUUCUGUCCCUGUGGCCCCUCUGGCUGUGGGUCUGUUGAUCCUAUUGUCUUCUGCAUCAACACUCGUGGUCUGGUGCAUAAAGGGCAUCUGGUUAGCAGCUUAGACUAUACGGCAGGCAUGAAAAGCAGCCAUCAUAGCCCAUUCGCUCACAUCUGCUCAGUGGUGCGACAAGGACGAGGACUGAGUCUAUGUGACUGGGGGACUGGAGUUCAGUUCACCCCACAGGCCCCAGGAGCAACGGACUGAACUGGACUGCACUGGUGCUGGUGUGCAAAGCUAAUACACAACUAUGGGAGACUGGAGCUUCUUAGGGAAUAUUUUGGAGGAAGUAAACGAACACUCCACUGUCAUUGGCCGCGUUUGGCUCACAGUGCUGUUCAUUUUCCGCAUUUUAAUUCUGGGCACGGCAGCAGAGUUUGUCUGGGGAGACGAGCAGUCUGAUUACGUGUGUAACACUCAGCAGCCAGGUUGUGAGAACGUGUGUUACGACGAGGCCUUUCCGAUCUCCCACAUUCGUCUAUGGGUGUUACAAAUCAUUUUUGUAUCCACACCUUCGCUUGUAUACGUCGGCCAUGCUGUCCAUUACAUCCACAUGGAGGAAAAGCGAAAGGAGCGUGAAGAAGCCGAGGUUAGCCACCAACAGGAAAUGGGCGAGGAGCGUCUUCCAGUACUGACGGAUCAGGGAAGUGUUCGCACCACCAAGGAGACCAGCACGAAGGGUAGCAAAAAGUUCAGACUCGAGGGUACUUUGCUGUUCACCUACAUAUGUCAUAUCAUCUUCAAAGCUAUUUUUGAAGUAGGCUUUGUAGUUGGACAAUACUUCCUCUACGGUUUCCGCAUCCUGCCGCUGUACAAGUGCAGUCGUUGGCCGUGCCCCAACACGGUGGACUGCUACGUCUCCCGGCCCACCGAAAAGACUAUCUUCAUUAUUUUUAUGCUCGCAGUUGCUUGCGUUUCACUGUUCCUCAAUUUUGUGGAGAUCAGCCACCUUGCCUUGAAGAAGAUCCGCUUUGCGUUCCACCGACCAGCUCCUGCUAGGUUGGAGCCUCUUGGUCCACCUGAGAGGAGCUUACCGUUUCUCCUAACCACCCCUGUCCAGAAAGCCAAAGGUUACAGGCGCCUUGAAGAGGAGAAGAAAGAUGAGGUGGCACACAUAUAUCCGCUAGUUGAGGUCGGUAUGGAAAAGGGACAGUUCUUCUCACCUCAUUUAGAGAAGGAGCAGAAAAGGAGUCAAGAGGUGGUUAUGCCAACAGCGCCACCUGUAGAGGAGACAAUCAUAUGCGAUGAGACUCAACCCUCCUUUAUUCAGGUCUCAGAGACACUAUCAGAGCUUUCACCAGAGGAACCACUUCGGCAAGGAGAUGAGGUAGACAGCUUGAAGACUCUGACAGCUUUAUCAGAAGUACUGGAGGAGCGAUCAGAAGGGGGAAGUGUGGAGGAAACGUAUUUAAUAACACUUGAGGAGAGUUUGGAUAUAGAUCUAGGACAACCAACCUGUAGAGAGGUGACUGAGUCAGCGAAAGAGAGUAGCUUAGUAGAUGCUGAGCCAACACAAGAGGAAAACCUUUCAGGAGCUGGAGAGGAGAAGGAAACCUCGCAGGAAAUUGGGGAAAAAGAGCAUAACACCUUUAAGGUCCAGGAGUUGAGGGAAGAAGAGAGUUUACCUGAUGUGGUUAAGGAAGAGGCAGCAGUUGAAGAGAAGGAACUUUGUGAAAUUGAGCCUUUUGUAAAUGAGGACAUUUUGAAAACUUUAGAUGAUGGUAAGAUUGCUGGAGAUCUGGAUGUGUCUAAAAUAACUGAGGGGGAACAAGAGGCUUUAGGGGAAGUUGCAGGGUCAAAUUUAUCAGACACAGAGCCCAUUGGGGAUGAAGUGGAUAUGGGAAACGACCAAACUAAGGAGGUUGUAGAAGAUAUAGAAGGGGGUGGAGAUCAAUGUGAUGUAGUAGACUUAGAAGUGGGCACAGCUUUAGAGGAAGUAGUAGAUAUAGGAAAGGGUGAACCUAUAGAGGAUGCAGGAAGUUGUGCUUUCGAAGAUGUAUUACAUACAGGUAAGGACGAAGCCUUAGGAAGUCCAAAUGAAGAUAGACCUUUUGAGACUGCAGACAGUAAAGAUGAGGAGGCUCUAGAUGAAGCUGUGGGACUUGCUGUUGACACUAAACAGGUGGAAACUUUGGGAAAGGAGGAGGUAUCCUUGGAGAUAGAGGGUCCAGAGGAGGUCCAAGUCUCUAGGGAGUGGGAUGGGUCAGGAAAAAAAGAGGAUUCUGUGGAAACUGGAGGCCCUGAGAAGGAGGAGUGUUCUGAAGAAAUGAAGGCCAUGGAGGCCACAGAGGAGAUUAUAGAUGUUCCACUUGUAGCUCUGGAAGUAGAGACAACAGAGGAAACGAGAUCUUUAAGUCAACUUAGCAAAGGAAGCAGCAGAGCCAGGUCAGAUGAUCUUACAAUCUGACUGAACAACAAGCAGAAACUUAACAUAGAAAAAUUCCAAAAUUCCCAAGUGUCACAUGAUUUAUUGAAUGAUUGGACAAGUAUGUUUUCUUGAAUAGAGGAUUUCAAAAUGCCAAAUUUGAUGCCAAGUAUGAUCAUCCCCUUGUAGGGGAACCCUUUACGAAAGUAUAAAGGCAGCUAUAUAUUUUCGUUUUUUAACACAGGUUUGUCUAAAAAGAAAGGCAAAUGUGCAAAAACAAUAAAUGACUGGUAUGAAUAACUUAUGGAAAUAAAAAAAUACAAAAUCUUGUAUCUAAAAAGUAGUAGCUUAUUUCUCACAGUUAAAAUUACUAAGGACAAAUACUAUAAUCUUCAAACAUAUUCAUAAUAUCCGUUUAGUCUUGGUUUUAAAAAGAUCUUUCUUUCUUUAUUCAGUUUAUUAUACUGUAAAUCCCAUGCAAGAUCACAGGCAGUCACAGUGAAUUUCUGAAUCUGUCUAUUGCUUUGAAUAUUUAUGUUUAACUAUAUAUUCACCCGUCAUUGUUUUAUGAUUAUCCUGGGCCAUAAUUGUGUUAUUGUUUAUAAAUCUAUUUAUUUCUAUUCAUUUUCAGUAACAUCCAGACUGCUGAUAUCAGGUUCAUUAAAAAGACAGAAUAUUGUAAUUGAGAACUGGGUUUAAGUGCGGGUAGUAAGAUUAAUAUUUAUAUAAACCGUAUCACAAAAAAUUAAAGUAAAUUUUAUGAUGUGUGUAAUACCUCUGC